Pochonia chlamydosporia 170 is the source of this 1548-nucleotide messenger RNA. RefSeq names its product cytochrome P450 family protein. Gene Ontology annotation, molecular function: iron ion binding; oxidoreductase activity, acting on paired donors, with incorporation or reduction of molecular oxygen, reduced flavin or flavoprotein as one donor, and incorporation of one atom of oxygen; heme binding. NCBI's taxonomy places the organism in Eukaryota, Fungi, Ascomycota, Sordariomycetes, Hypocreales, Clavicipitaceae. The record is from RefSeq and is a predicted model, not a curated record. The transcript is spliced from 2 exons. Bases 1 to 1548 code for a protein of 515 amino acids.
AUGCAUUCUGUCCUCUUCAUUGCAACUAUAUGUUUAUUUGUCGCCACAUAUGCUGCGCACAAACUCCUCCUAGAACGGCAACGAUAUCGGAAAGCCCGUCAGCUGGGUUGUGAGCCGGCAAUUAAAUACCCUCAUCGCCUGCCGUGGAUAUUGGACCCGUCAGGCAAGGAUCUACAGAAAAAGCGAUUUGAGGCUCUUCUUUCUGGUAAAUACAAUCGGUUUUACCAAGAAAAGUUUGCUCAGUAUGGUCGAACAAUCGAGGAACGAUCCCCAGCUGGGACGACAUUUGCAACCAUGGACUUGAACAACAUUCGCGCUAUGCUUGCGGCCAACUUCGACGACUAUGAUAAACAAACGACCAGAAUCGGACCAAUCCUCCGUUUUAUUGGCCAUGGGAUCUUUACCAAGGAUGGUCCAGAGUGGAAACAUUCGAGGGACAUGGUGAAGCCUCUAUUUAUGCGUGCACAGCUGAGUGAUAUUGACCGAUUCAAGAAGCAUGUGGACAGAAUGUUAUGCGUGAUACCCCGAGAUGGGAGCACAAUUGAGUUGAGGUCACUCGUGGGCAAGUUGUUCAUGGAUAGUGCAACGGAAUUUGUUUUUGGGGAGUCGUUCGGUUCGCUACAAGCAACUUCUCCCCAAGGCGACGAGCUCAUGGCAGCCUUCUCCAAGGCAAUCAUAGACACAACCAGACGCCGACAUGCUUUUUCGACGCUGGGGUCAAUAUUUGACGCUGGAGUAGACAAGAAUAUUGACAAAAUCCACGCCUUCGUUGAUCGUCAAGUCGCUCGAGUACUUGCAAAGUCAGAUCUGUCAAACUGGUUGGACGGCAAGACCGGUGAUGGCCAGGUAAAAUCAUGUUACGUUCUCCUUGAAGAGGCAGCCAAGCACAUUCGUGACCCAGCCACUCUGAGAUACGAAAUGUUGAAUGUCUUCUUACCCGCGUUUGAGAGUUCUGCAGCGAUAGUCUCAAAUGCCCUCUUCCACCUUGCCCGUAAUGCAGAGCUCUGGGCGGAACUACGGGGGCAAGCCAUUGACCUAGGUGAACAGGAGUUAACAUUUGAGGUUUUGAAGUCGCUGUCACUCUUCCGAUACACAGUGUUGGAGGCCCUGCGACUGCACGGGUCAUCAGGGCGACUUAGCCGCACGGCAAUACGAGACACGGUCCUCCCGCGAGGCGGAGGACCAGGUGGUCACAGCCCAGUCUUCGUGCCCAAAGGUUCAGUAGUCAUGUUCGACCUCUACGUGCAUCUCAAUAACCCACAAAUCUGGGGCCAGGAUGCCAACGUGUUUCGACCGAGUCGUUUCCAAGGAAGGGUGCUAACGUGGGAAUUCGUCCCAUUUUCGGGUGGUCCAAGAAUUUGUCCAGCACAGCAGCAAGUCAUUACUCAAACUGUAUACUUGUUGGUCAGGCUGGCACAGGAAUUCGAAGUGCUCGAAAAUAGAGAUCCGUGCCAGGAGUUUGUCGAGAGAGUGAGGAUCUUCACAGAAAGUGCCAAUGGAGUCAAGGUGGCCUUGCAUGAAGCGCGCAUCAAGGGCGAACGCACAUAA